Molecule: messenger RNA, 936 nt
Organism: Sitophilus oryzae (rice weevil)
Lineage: Eukaryota; Metazoa; Arthropoda; Insecta; Coleoptera; Curculionidae
Exons: 1
Coding region: 1-936 (311 amino acids)
Cellular component (GO): nucleus
Molecular function (GO): DNA binding
Source: RefSeq, a predicted model, not a curated record
AUGCCUACAGAACGGAAUCGAGGUAUACGGGAAAAGUGGAGUGAGGAAAAUAUGCAAAAUGCUAUUGCAGCAGUACGGAAUGGCAUGUCCAAGAAUAUGGCGAGUAAGCAAUUUUCGGUACCUCGUGGAACUCUUAGGGAUUACUUAGCAAAAAAUGUAACAUUGAAAUGUAGCAUGGGUCGUAAAUGUAUUCUCACCAAAGAACAAGAAACAGAAUUGUGUUCAAGGAUUAUUCGAUUAGCAGAAGUAGGGUAUCCGCUAACUUCUAAGGUGUUGCGCAGAUGUGUCUUUAAUUUUUGCGACGCCAACUCUAUAUGCCACUCAUUUAAUGAGGAAAAGAAGUUAGCUAGGCGUUUCUGGCUUAAAGGCUUUUUUACCCGCAGUCCUCAAAUUCGAAAGCGGAAGGCUCAGAGUAUGAAUCCCGCCAGGGCCCAAAAGUUAAACCGGUUUAUAGUGAAUGACCACUUUGUAAAACUGCGUGAAAUUUUGACUAACCUUAAUGUUAUGGGUAAACCUCAGCACAUAUACAAUAUGGAUUUGAAAGGGUGUCGUUUGGCUCUCCAUCACCAACAGUCGGUUCUGGCAAAGAAGGGAGCCAAACGAGUUCAUUUUGUAGCUCAUGAACAUGGACAAAAUGUCACAAUAGUUUCCUGUGGAAAUGCUUUGGGUUCUGCAGUUCCUCCUGUAGUGUUAUUUAAGGGAAAACGAAUGAAACAAGAAUGGACCAAUUCUCUACCACCAGGGAGUUUGGCGUUGAUGACACCCAAAGGCAGCAUGACCACAGAAACCUUUAAAUUAUGGCUUCAACAUUUUUCCAAGUACAAAGUUCCUGGACCAUGCCUAUUAAUUUUUGAUAGUGCCAAAUGUCACUUAGACUACACAAUUGUCACCGUUGCUGAAGAACUGGGCAUCACCUUGUAUUGCCUUACCAAGUAA